AUGGAAUCAAAAGUUCAGCUUUGCAUCCGCAAUUUUCCCGAUUCGUUCAGUGAAAGUGAUAUCAGUGAGUUCCUGAACCACUUUGGCAUCGGAGGAGCAAAAUUUCUCAAACGUCGGAACAAGAUUACCACUGUCAUAAGUGUUCAAAAUGAGAUGCUGGCGAGAAAUAUUAUUAACCGCCUACAUCAACUCCAGAUCCUCAGCAAGCGUUUAACCAUCGAAUACUACAGUCCUCGGGAAGUGGAGAUUGUGGAUGUGAACCCAGAAAAACCACCUGCUCUCAAACAGAAAACUCAGGAAUUAAGUAAAUUUGCGAAGGCGCUUCAUGCAGUUCAUCCGGUAGAUUUUAGCCAACCUCCUCCACCCUACCUCAAGUACCGAUACCCUCGGCCAACGCGGGAAAUCAUCGAUAGCAUCUGCGUUGCACUGGAGUCCGUCCCCAAAUUUUACACCCAAGUUCUGCAUCUUAUGAACCGUAUGAACCUCCCACCGCCUUUCACUGAGCGUGACUUGCACCGAAAAACCUGUCCCGUGGAGAAGAAAGAUGUCUACCAACAGACGGAUCUAACUGGUAUGAUGGAUUCCCUGUUGGCAGAAGGAGAGUCUGAACUCGAAUCGGAUGUUGAAACGACGAUGAAGGUACCCCCGAGACAUAAAUUGGGACUUGCAAAAAAUCGCUUCAAGCCAUACAUUGUGCCACAAAACUUUCCAGUACCGAAAAAUAAAUUGGAAAGAGCAAGCAUGUUUGAACGACCUGAAAUUAAAAAGACACACAGCAUAAAGAUGCAUCUUCCAGAAGAGCUAAAGCUCGACCAAACAUUCUCUAGUCCAACAAUAGUGGAACCAAAAACUCAAAUCCAACCAGAAACUCACGAACGGUCCGCUUCGCCAAAUAAAUUCUCAAUCAUCACCGAACAGGAACUGCUCGCUAACCGAAUCCCACGGGACCAACUGGCCGAACUACCGGUAUUUAAAAACUAUUCCGCCGGUACACCAUCCAACAAGCUGUACAUCAAAAACCUUGCCAAAACGGUCAACGAGGACGACCUGCGACGCAUUUUCCAUCACUUUUCACUCACUGAUCCUCAGCGGGAAAUCGACAUCAAGCUACUGCAGACUGGUCGCAUGAAGGGACAGGCCUUCGUCACCUUUUCCUACCUCUACGAGGAGGACCUAGAGCGGCUGAAGGAGAAACCAAUCGAACGCGCACUGCGCCUCACCAACGGCUUCAUACUGAAGGACAGACCGAUGGUAGUGAUGUACGGGAAGACGGGCAGCGGGAAGGGGGAGUCGAAAGUGCUGGCGUAA
Messenger RNA from Topomyia yanbarensis, 1308 nucleotides. Its product is annotated as RNA-binding region-containing protein 3. The transcript has a single exon. Gene Ontology annotation, cellular component: U12-type spliceosomal complex. The coding region runs from base 1 to 1308 and encodes 435 amino acids. Gene Ontology annotation, molecular function: U12 snRNA binding; pre-mRNA intronic binding. The record is from RefSeq and is a predicted model, not a curated record. Lineage: Eukaryota; Metazoa; Arthropoda; Insecta; Diptera; Culicidae. Gene Ontology annotation, biological process: mRNA splicing, via spliceosome.